AAGUUUCGGCUCUCCCCUUAACUAAGUGGCCGUUUUUUUACCGUCCAUUGUCAGACUGUGUGUGUAACUGUGUGAAACCACCUCUCCCCACUCUAUACUCUUUGUAAACUACUGUCUCUCAUCCAUAGUCCAUCCUCAUCUCAUAUACAUACAAUCUAUAGAUACAGAUAGAGAACGGAUAGAGAGAAAGAGAAAGAGAGUGAUGGUCCUAAUGGAAAAAAGCCAUGGCUCCUCUUUCUCUUCCUUCAAGUCCUAUCUCCAAGCGCUUGCAGACACACCAACCCGGUUCGCACGCAGGGCCGGUUCUGUUUCUACUUCUUUCGAAGAAACUAGCCGGGUUAGAGCCCGCUCCGGUCCAGACAUGAAGAGGAGUCUCCGGUGGUACGACCUGGUCGGGUUUGGAAUCGGCGGGAUGGUCGGCGCUGGCGUAUUCGUCACCACCGGCCGUGCCAGUCGCCUCUACGCAGGCCCCUCUGUUGUUCUUUCCUACGCCAUUGCUGGCCUUUGCGCCCUCCUCUCUGCUUUUUGCUACACUGAGUUCGCCGUCGACAUGCCCGUUGCCGGUGGUGCCUUUAGCUAUAUCCGAGUCACUUUUGGUGAAUUUUUGGCUUUCAUAACCGGUGCAAAUCUGAUUAUAGACUAUGUUCUAUCAAAUGCGGCCGUUGCAAGAAGUUUCACAACCUAUUUCGGAACAGCUAUUGGUGUUUCAGCUCAAAAUCAAUGGCGGAUCACAAUCCCUGUUCUGCCAAAAGGGUUCAAUGAAAUCGACAUAGUAGCUGUGGCCGUGGUUUUAGUCCUCACUGUCAUUAUCUGUUACAGUACAAGAGAGAGUUCGUUGUUGAACAUGGUGUUGACAGUGCUGCACAUUCUGUUCAUAGUGUUCGUGAUAGUGAUUGGGUUUUGCAAAGGAGAUUGGAAGAACUUGACGGAGCCGUCUGACCCGACACACCACCCGGGCGGGUUUUUUCCGUUUGGAGCUUCAGGGGUCUUCAAUGGCGCUGCCAUGGUUUAUCUGAGCUAUAUUGGGUAUGAUGCUGUUUCGACAAUGGCGGAGGAGGUCAAAAACCCGGUUAAGGAUAUCCCCGUCGGAGUCUCUGGCUCUGUUAUCCUGGUUGCCAUUCUUUACUGUUUGAUGGCGGCUUCAAUGGCCAUGAUUCUUCCUUAUGAUGUGAUCGACCCAGAAGCACCAUUUUCGGGUGCAUUUAGAGAUGGAUCGGACGGUUGGAGGUGGGUGUCGAAUGUGAUCGGAGUGGGGGCCAGUUUCGGGAUCCUAACGUCGCUGUUGGUGUCGAUGAUGGGGCAGGCCCGAUACAUGUGUGUGAUCGGACGGUCGAGCGUGGUCCCGGCGUGGUUCGCUAAGGUCCACCCCAGGACAUCCACGCCUGUGAACGCCUCCGCUUUCCUUGGAAUAUUCACUGCUGCAAUUGCCCUUUUCACUGAUCUCAACAUCCUCCUCAACCUGGUAUCAAUCGGCACACUCUUCGUGUUCUACAUGGUUGCAAAUGCAGUAAUCUAUAGGCGUUAUGUCUCUGUUGGAACCACAAAUCCAUGGCCCACGUUGUCCUUCCUCUUUUGCUUCUCACUGACAUCCAUCAUGUUCACCCUCGUUUGGCAAUUUGCCCCACCGGGCAAGCCAAAGGCCUUCGUGCUUGGUGCCUGCACUGCUAUUGCCAUUGGUGUUCUCCAACUGUUCCAUUAUAUGGUCCCAAAAGCCAGAAAGCCUGAGUUUUGGGGAGUUCCUCUGAUGCCAUGGAUUCCAUCCAUCUCAAUCUUUCUCAAUAUAUUCUUGCUGGGGUCUCUUGACAGACCAUCCUAUGUGCGAUUCGGAUUCUUUUCGGCUCUUGCAGUGCUUGUAUAUGUUCUAUAUAGUGUUCAUGCUAGCUCUGAUGCUGAAGAAGAUGGUGCUCUUAUUCAAAAGAAUGGUGAAAUUAUGAAGGAAUCAAAUGAAAGUGAGGACCAUAGUCUCAAAGUGUAAAAACCCCUUUUGGUUAACUUUUCUUCUUGUGACUUCUGAACUUUUUUUUUUAUCUGUUGAUGGAUACUUAGAAUAGGGGUGAAAAGAAAAGAAUAGAACAGAACAGGCUGCAAUUUUGCAGUAGCAAGUUGUAUAGUUGGUGUCCAGUAGUGGGUUUAGAUUGAGAUCCCCUGUACAUUGUGUCAUGUGAUCCAUCAACUUUUAGGGUUGGGGUGUUUGACAUGUAACAAUAUCUAAUGAAUGAAA
Ilex paraguariensis (yerba mate) is the source of this 2221-nucleotide messenger RNA. Lineage: Eukaryota; Viridiplantae; Streptophyta; Magnoliopsida; Aquifoliales; Aquifoliaceae. The record is from the annotation of a GenBank genome assembly.